AUGGCUUGCCUUGGAUUCCAGAGGCAGAAGACUCAGCUGGAUCUGGCUUCCAGGACUUGGUCCUGCGCUGCCCUGUUUUCUCUACUCUUCCUCCCCGUCUUCUCCAAAGCACUGCAUGUAUCCCAGCCUGCAGUGGUUCUGGCCAGCAGCCGAGGUGUCGCCAGCUUUGUGUGUGAGUAUGCAUCUUCUCACAAAGCCACCGAGGUCCGGGUAACAGUGCUGCGGCAGGCCAACAGCCAGAUGACUGAAGUAUGCGCCAUGACGUACACCAUGGAGAAUGAGUUGACCUUCAUUGAUGAUUCCACCUGCACUGGCAUCUCCCACGGAAACAAAGUGAACCUGACCAUCCAAGGGCUGAGUGCCAUGGACAUGGGGCUCUACAUCUGCAAGGUGGAGCUCAUGUAUCCGCCACCGUACUAUGUGGGCAUGGGCAAUGGAACCCAGAUUUAUGUCAUUGAUCCAGAACCAUGUCCAGAUUCUGACUUCCUCCUCUGGAUCCUUGCAGCCAUUAGUUCUGGGUUGUUUUUUUACAGCUUCCUCAUCACAGCUGUUUCUUUGAGCAAAAUGCUAAAGAAAAGAAGCCCUCUCACAACAGGGGUCUAUGUGAAAAUGCCCCCAACAGAGCCCGAGUGUGAAAAGCAAUUCCAGCCUUAUUUUAUUCCUAUUAAUUGA
Lepus europaeus (European hare) is the source of this 672-nucleotide messenger RNA. RefSeq names its product cytotoxic T-lymphocyte associated protein 4 (gene CTLA4). Gene Ontology annotation, cellular component: external side of plasma membrane; membrane. Gene Ontology annotation, biological process: negative regulation of regulatory T cell differentiation; B cell receptor signaling pathway; regulation of T cell proliferation. Lineage: Eukaryota; Metazoa; Chordata; Mammalia; Lagomorpha; Leporidae. The record is from RefSeq and is a predicted model, not a curated record. Bases 1 to 672 code for a protein of 223 amino acids. The transcript is spliced from 4 exons.